AUGUUCAGAAGCGGUGGCCAUAAUGAGGUAGGAGAGGAGGAGGUUGAGCUGCUUCCAACGACGGUAUCUGCACGUCCGCGGGUAGACAGAUUCUGGAGAACGGCAGCAAGAGGCUUUGCAAAGCCUCAUACUACGAGUACGAUCGCGCUAGUUGGAAUCUUGGUUUUUGCGCUUCUUCUGCCUUCUCCUCUAACUUGGGGGACAUCCGAGGCUCUUCCUCGGAACGUAACACGCCCUAUCAAUGGCACCCAUGGCCAUCGCCCUCCUAGUUCGGAAUCCUCAUCACUGCGGGGGACGCUGGAAUGGGCGACUCAGGAAAACAAAGAGCUGAUUAGCUCUAUUUUUGUCCCCCUCCCCGUACGCGAAUGCACGAUCACAACACCUGCCUGGUUUGCUCCCUGUGCAGCGAGACGAAUGCUGGUUCCAAGCUUGUACGCGGAAGAGUUGAUUUAUCCGGACUUCGGUCUUACCCUGCCUGUGUUUGUCAACGAUGAGCAGCGCUCUCUGUGGCUGGAGGCUGCGGAGAAAGUUGACCGAAUGAGGUAUGAAGCGCGAGGGAAGGAGGAGUACAUGCUGUACAGCGGCCAGCAUGGGCAGAACUUUGUCCUGCAUAAUGUCUCGUUCAUCCCCCCUGGCAUGGACAGCUGGGUGCCCACUGCGUGCGGAGUCGAUGGUACCACUCUAAGCUCUCUUGCAGUUCAACCUCUACCUUCAAACUCUGAGCCGAGCACUUCAGCUAUCCUCGUAUCCACCCCGGACUCAUGGUCGUUCCAGCAUUUCCUCGAUCGUGCCACGCACGUUGUCGGACAAGCAAGUCACCUCCUUUUUACCAGCCCCGACACUCUGGCUCUCACUGGUAGGGCAGGAAAGAAAAUCGUGCAGGAGAUGUGGACGAGGAUGGGCUUCGCGGACGAGAGAGUCAUCCACCACCCACGACAGAGAAUGGAACUUGCACAGCUUGUGUUCGCUUGCAAGUCUGUUCUCAUUCAUCCCUAUCUGAGUUGGCGAAGCGCUGAAAUGCUGGGCAUGCCGUGGGCCAAAGGACGGCGGCACCCGUUUGAUACCUCGUCGAAAAAAGUGGUCAUGUACAUGUCACGGUCGGACGGUCGUGCCAACAACGGCGGCCGGAGAGUACUCAACGAGCCAGCGGUGUUGGCGGCCAUCGAGUCGUUGCUGGAGACUCGGGGACGAGGGGAGAGGCUCCAGUUAUUCGACCCUUCGAAAUUCCCUAACGUUUCCGCCUUGAUCGAAACUUUCUCGCGUGACGUCGCAGCUGUCGUCGGGCCGCACGGCGGGAGUCUCAUGAAUCAUCGGUUUGCUGGACCAGACACGCUCGUCCUCGAGUUCCUCCCCACGACGCGCAUGGAAGUGAUCAACUUCGAGGAGACCAGCAUGCUGAACCAGACAUAUGCCGCCAUUGUGACUCCAGGCAUUGGCGCCAGUCAUGACAUGGAAGUGGACGCGGCGGACGUCGUUAAACUGCUUUCGGAGCGACUAGGCAAGCCAGGGAAGAGCGUUCUGAUGCCAUAUCAGUGGGUGAAGGAGUGA
This is a messenger RNA of Trichosporon asahii var. asahii CBS 2479, 1548 nucleotides long. RefSeq lists its product as uncharacterized. NCBI's taxonomy places the organism in Eukaryota, Fungi, Basidiomycota, Tremellomycetes, Trichosporonales, Trichosporonaceae. The record is from RefSeq and is a predicted model, not a curated record. The transcript has 3 exons. Bases 1 to 1548 code for a protein of 515 amino acids. Gene Ontology annotation, molecular function: glycosyltransferase activity.